CUCAACCAGGAAGUAGCAGGUGAAAAUGGUAACGUUCACGCUAACGUUCAUACGCCAUGGGGAGACGCAGUACAACAGAGACAAGCUCCUGCAAGGUCAGGGAGUGGACACGCCUCUGUCAGAAACAGGUGUGCAGCAGUGCAAAGCUGUGGGACGAUACCUUAGAGACAUCAAGUUCUGCAAAGUCUUUGUUAGUAACCUGCAGCGAGCUGUGCAGACAGCAGAAAUAAUUCUGAGGAACAACACUCACUGCUCUGGUAUGGAGAUGAUUUUGGAGCCCUUACUCAGAGAACGGGGUUUUGGAGUGGCUGAAGGACGUCACAAAGAGGACCUGAGGAACAUGGCGAAAGCAGCUGGUCAGUCCUGUCGCGAUUUUACGCCACCGGGAGGAGAAACUUUAGACCAGGUGAAGCAGAGGUUCAAAAAUUUCCUCCAAGUUCUUUUUAAACAAAUGCUGGACGAUCAGGAAACGACCGAAGAAGUCGCCAGUGAUGGCCACCAGGGGGCGUCGGCCCACGUCCUGCUGGUGAGCCACGGCGCGUACAUCCGCGUGGCCGUCAGGCACCUGCUGGAGGACUUGAGGUGCGUCCUGCCUGCAGGCGUAAAGAUGUCGCAGCUGCUCUUGCCGUGUCCCAACACGGGCGUCAGCCGCUUCGUUGUCACUCUGGACCGGAGCGAGUCGGGUCCGCUGCUCUCUGCCGCCCGCUGCCUCUUCACUAACAGGAAGGAGCAUCUGGAGAACCUGCCGCCUCUUGAGUAGCAGAGAAGAAACGGAAAAUACUGAGCUUCCAUAAACGAAAUCAAACUGUUGUCUCGAUAAUCAGCGCGUUUUACUGAUUGCCAGUGAUGAGAAUCAUUUCAAAAGUUGCAUCUGUAGGAAAAAAGCACUUCAUUGAUAAACUUUAAUAAUUUAAUACCAAAGUUGAAUCUAUUUAUUUUGUCUUUGAGUGCACAUGUUUCUCAUUCUACAUGUGCAACAAACUAUGAAGACCUGAAUCAUGGUAAAAUAUCCUGGAUAAAAGAUUGUAAAGACACUGUGCUACACUUUAUUUGUGAUAUAUGUGCCUGUUUGUUUGCUGUGAGGUGUUAAAUUAUUACUUUUGUUAAAUAUUGAAAUGAUUUAUAAGCCAAGUGCUUGAAACCUCAUUGUCUUAAGGACAAAAUCACUAAGUUAAACUGAAACUGGCAACUUUCAGCUCCGUUCAGACAUAAUUGCACAAGAAAAUUAAGAAAUACCUCAAACAGAUUUCGGUUAUUCACUAAUGAACGGAGAUGUUGACGCUCCAGGUAAAAAUGUAUAGGAAGCCUUAAAAUAAAUAAGUUGUUUAUUGCAGCAGCAUAAUCCUAACUGGGAUAAAACUCAAACACAAGUAAAAAAGUUAAUUAUUUUCCCUAAAGUCACAAGUUUUAGAUUUGUUGGUAUCCUUAGCAAUUCCUGUUAGAUAAGAGAUGACUGCUUUUUUUUACUUCUGUUUAACCUUUCUUUAAAUGAAGUCGGUCUCUAGGGCAGGGCUGUCAAACUCCAGUCCACAAGGGGCGCGAUCCUGCAUCUUUUCGAUGUGCCUCUGCUGCACCAGACCUGCAUAGAAUAAUUAGGUCAUUAGCAAGGCUCUGGAGAAAUUAUCUACAGAAGGAGGAGGGAAUUAAGCCAUUUCAUUCCUGUGUUUGGUCCCUUUGGCACAUCUAAAAACUGCACUGCACCGACCCUUGAGGACUGAACUUUGACAUCUGUGGUCUAGGGUAUGCCAUCAUCAAUAAUAAUAAUUAACUGGGUAUGAAUUUAACAUAAUUUUUAACUAAAUGUUUAUAAUUUGGAAAACACGAGAGCAUGAAAUUCAGAUAAAGUGCUGUAGGAGAUGGUUACAGAGUGAACUGUCUUUUCUCGAGUUUGAUUCUUAUUUUAAUUUUGUCAGGAUGCUGAUCCGUUUUAGAGAGUUUCAAAAUAUUUCUAAGAUGUAAUUGUCAUGAUUUUAGUGCCUUUCAUAGUUUUGGCCUCUGCAAUGAUCUCUUAAUAUCCUUUCUCCCCAAAAUCACAUUUCUUUUUAAUGAUGAAAGGAUAAACAAAAUCAUCUUCAUCAUAAGAAUAUUCAAUAAACGUAUCGCAACUAGAUGUUCGUCUGCCAAGACGUGAAUCUGUUUUGUGAUAAAACCCACCUCUCAUUAUUCCUUAAUAUUUAUUCCCACCAGUACAAUUGUACGUAAAAGUUGCGUGUUUUUUUUUUUGUGUAAAAAUUUGUGCUGCUGCAAUAAAAAUAAAUAUUUUCAGCCAUUUUACACAUCUUUACCAAGAAUAGUGAAGGUUGUUGAAUGUUAAUCUUAAAAGCUUUUUCGCUGUUUCACAAAACAAUCCAAAUAAGGCAAUAAGUGAGCCAUAGAUGUAAGGCUAGUCAACAGUUUAGAUUUUUAUUAACUCCAGUAUAACCGGGACUCUGCAAUCAAACUUUUCUUUUAACGUGAAUUUCUCAUUAAGUGUUAAAGUAUUCAAUGUGAUUUACGCAUCACGUUGUUAUGAUGUCAUGCAGUGAGUGCAGAGCGCUUAAAGUAGCAGACAGACGCUGAAAAUGCUUCCUUUUCUCUUUAUUUUGCACCAAAUUCAAGCAAAUCUCCAUCAACAACUUCAGCUCAUACAUUCAAAAGUAAACUUUUAUUUUUUUAGUUUGUAUGUACUGUAAACUGUUAAGCGUUCUUAUAAAUACCAUAAAUAACAAUAAAGGAAUGGAUUUAAAUAAAUAAAUAGUGUUUGGGUUGUUUUUGUUCCGCUGGAUGUGCAGCACCUGAUUAUUUAUCACACAAAUUUAAACUCAAAAUUAUGACUUUGUUAAAGUUUUUCACCCUGUAGUCACCUUCUUUUCAAGUCACGUAUUGGAUGGUGGACAAAUACAGUUAAAUUCAGCUUUAAAUAAUAAUCUAAGGUUUAUCAAGUAACA
Molecule: messenger RNA, 2927 nt
Organism: Poeciliopsis prolifica (blackstripe livebearer)
Lineage: Eukaryota; Metazoa; Chordata; Actinopteri; Cyprinodontiformes; Poeciliidae
Gene: tigarb
Product: TP53 induced glycolysis regulatory phosphatase b
Exons: 6
Coding region: 26-760 (244 amino acids)
Biological process (GO): fructose 2,6-bisphosphate metabolic process; regulation of pentose-phosphate shunt; negative regulation of glycolytic process
Cellular component (GO): cytosol
Molecular function (GO): fructose-2,6-bisphosphate 2-phosphatase activity
Source: RefSeq, a predicted model, not a curated record